This is a messenger RNA of Sporisorium graminicola, 1899 nucleotides long. RefSeq lists its product as uncharacterized. The coding region runs from base 1 to 1899 and encodes 632 amino acids. The record is from RefSeq and is a predicted model, not a curated record. The transcript has a single exon. NCBI's taxonomy places the organism in Eukaryota, Fungi, Basidiomycota, Ustilaginomycetes, Ustilaginales, Ustilaginaceae.
AUGUCCGUCGCAACCCGUAGAGCUUCCCUAACGCCAUCUUCGCCUGCCGUUUCACGUCGAGGAUCUUGGGUUGAUCUUCCUGCGGGCAGCGCCCCUUCGUCACGCCGAGGUUCGCGAGUCGACCUCUCCGCCACCGCAUCCUCCUCGUCCUCCACCAACUCGGAUUCAUGCGCGCCUGGCUCUCACUCCACCAAACUCUCCAUCAAUCAGCUUCUCUCCAAUCUUUCCCACGUCUCGGAAUCCCAAGCACGGAUGUCGUCGCCCAAAGGCUCGCGCUCGCCUGCUCUCAGCGAGUCGCAGAGCACAAAGCGCAAACAUGAGCCAGACACAGAGCCAUCUUCCUCCUCCUCGAUGACUGCAUUGAGGCUCUCCUCGGCCUCCGAGAUUCACCUUCCCACCGAUCCCGUCCGUCGGGCUAGCAUCAUCAACCUAGCCACCGCCGCUGCAGCUGCCGUCUUGCAGAGCCAGGCCGGGCAGCGCCGCAUGUCGGCUCAUCCAGAGCAAGAGCAGAAGCGUCAGCGCGUUGAGCACCUCGGCAUGCUCAUCGAACAGGCGCGCAAAGCCAGCGUCACCAGCCUGAGCCACGACAUGUCGCGCCACGUAGAGACCGCAUCCCAGAACGUUGCCAUCGCCACUGUGCUCGCUAAUCACCUCGGUCUCACUCCUCAGUCGUCGGCUGCUUCCACACCGUCGGCCGGUACGCCCGCUCCUUCUUCGCCCACUAAAGCACACGCCUCGUCGCUCGCAAUUCCUCAGACUCCUACCACGCCAAAGAGCCCGCUUUCGGCUGCGCCGGUCACAGCUGCUCACGUCUCGGACGAUCGUCCUUCCUUGGCGCAGGACGCCACGGCUGCCUUCGUCCGAGCUGUUAAGGACCAAGACAAAGCAUCGCAGCAAAUGCCCGCGCCGCCGUCGCCCACCAACACGCCUGCCAUCACGCUCACCAACAGCACUGAGUCGGCCGAGCCAGGUGCGUCAAGCAAAGUGCUCGCUGAGCCUUUGCGCGAGUCUCCGUCGCCACCCGCUUCGAGUCAAGCGAUUUUCGACCGAGCCAAAGAGGCUGCACACACCUACAGUCGAUUCUACCGCUUCGAGAAGGAGUGGGCACAAAAGGCGCUCGAGUUGGAGCGUCGUCGAAGCUCGAUUCGCAUUGAUCCGCUGUUCAACCCCAACCCAAGCCUGAGCCCGCUUCCCGCGGACGCCCACCACGAAGACAAGGGACGGGGCCCGACAUCGCCACAACAGCGUUCGGCGCCCGAGUCGCGGAUCGUGUCAAGGGGGACUUCGCCGUUUGGCGACCUGGCCGGCGCGUCCGCAGCAAGGACGUCGCACAGCGUCCCCAGUGGCUCAUUCUCGUCGUCGCAUCGCGGAUCAUCGAGCAGCCUGGCCAACGUGCUUUCCAACUUUGCCGAGCUGAUCGAGCAUCGUCAGCGCUCGUGCUCCGGGUUGGAGGCGUUGGCCAAGCAAGCCAAGGAACUGCCCGUCAAGCGCUUGAGUCAACCCAACCCGCAGUUCCGCACUACGUUUGGCGACUUUUCCUGGGCCAAAACGCCACGGAGCGCUACCGAUCCCACUGCGACAUCGACAGCAGCACCCAUGCCAGCAGCGGCAGUGGUGGUUGCAUCACCUGCGCCAUUGCGCUCCACACCCUCUUCUGCACGCGCCACACAAGCACCUCCUGCUGUCGGCCAGGCAGAUGCUGUCGACGCUGGCGACUCGAAGAUGUCACUUGAUAUGAACAGAGAUGAGGCGUUGUCCAGCACCAGCGAUGGCCCGUCCAGGUUGGCCGGUCGACCAGCGCAUCUGCAGAUCAAAUCGAUCAAGGAGGAGACGGCCGACUCGGAGACCGACGCCCCGGCUACUCCGCGUUCGAGCAUGAGCAUUGCCAGCAUGCUGUGA